This is a messenger RNA of Scaptodrosophila lebanonensis, 1156 nucleotides long. Its product is annotated as zinc finger protein 436. Bases 33 to 1031 code for a protein of 332 amino acids. Lineage: Eukaryota; Metazoa; Arthropoda; Insecta; Diptera; Drosophilidae. Gene Ontology annotation, cellular component: nucleus. The record is from RefSeq and is a predicted model, not a curated record. Gene Ontology annotation, biological process: regulation of transcription by RNA polymerase II. The transcript has 4 exons. Gene Ontology annotation, molecular function: zinc ion binding; RNA polymerase II cis-regulatory region sequence-specific DNA binding; DNA-binding transcription factor activity.
ACUAAAAAAAUACAAACGCUUUGGGAGUAAAAAUGCUUUUGGAGAAUGUAUGUCGGAUUUGCGCAAACACCAUAAAGGAUAUGGAGCGUUCACGCAAUCUUUUUACAACGUCGCGUGGUAAAUUGCUCCUUCAACUAUCAUUAAUUACGGGCGUGCAGUUGACGAAACAGAAAAACAUGCCAGAACGCGCCUGCGAGAGAUGUAACUCCGAAUUGGAGCUAGCGAUGAAGUUCCGGGAACGUUGCAUUUUCUCGCAAAAGUAUUUGAACGAAAUCUUGAAGAAGGAGCGCGUCAAACAAGGGCAACAUUUAAGAGUAGAAUCCGAUGAGCCAGACAUGGAAAAUAUUGAGAAAACCGAAAGAACUGAUGAUAAAAAAUCAAUUAUGGAAAAUGGUGAAGUGCUGACUGAGCCGGAAAUGAGCGAUAAUUCUGUUCGAACUACAGACGAAGUGGAAGCGGCGCUCGUAGAAGAAGCACAGCUGGCGGAAAGCCAUUUGGAGGAGCUGGAAAAACAGACACAUAAUCCGCCAGAACGCCGGCCAAAUUUCUACAUAUGCCAACAAUGCGGAAAAUACUUUGGUGACCAAAAAAAAUACAAGUCGCAUUUGAUACAGCACACCCAGGCUGGCAAGAAAAUAGAAUGUAAUUUAUGUCCUCAGACCUUUGCCAGCAAAUUGCUGCUAAAACAGCAUCAGAAAACCCAUUGUACCGAUCGACGACACAAAUGCAAAAAAUGUGGGCGCUGUUUUGCAGAAAUCGGAGCUUAUCGGCGACACGAGAAAGCGCAUGCGAAUGAGCGGCCGUAUCCUUGUCUGGAAUGUGAGAAGAACUUUGAGAGUAGCGAAGAAUUGAAAAAGCAUGCAACCUCCCACGUGUUUCGCUGCGAGCCUUGCAAUAAGGAUUUUGGCGUUCGGGAUGAUUUGUUAGCACACUCAAAUACCCUGCCACACAAACGUAAUGUGCAGCAAAUGCAAAUGGAGAUCGAUUUUUUGUGUGCUGAGGAUGAUAAUGGCGUGGCUAGUAAUUCAUAGACUGAAUUAAAUUCUCCAUGCCUUUAUAUAGGUGCUACAUUUAUCGUUCAAAUUGAACGUCCUUUAUUUAAAAUAAAGACUUUAACCUAAGUAGUGGAUCGAUUAAGUUUUUGUAUGUAUAUUUG